Molecule: messenger RNA, 1559 nt
Organism: Diospyros lotus (date-plum)
Lineage: Eukaryota; Viridiplantae; Streptophyta; Magnoliopsida; Ericales; Ebenaceae
Product: plasmodesmata-located protein 3-like
Exons: 2
Coding region: 65-988 (307 amino acids)
Biological process (GO): plasmodesmata-mediated intercellular transport; transport of virus in multicellular host
Cellular component (GO): plasmodesma
Source: RefSeq, a predicted model, not a curated record
CAAAAUUGUCAUUGUCUGAUUACAAUAUUCAGUUCAAUUCAAAUCAAAUCCCCAAAAUCAUAAGAUGGCUCUCUCUCUCCCUCUACCCCCAUCUCCUCUCCUCUUCCCCUCGCUUCUCCCUUUCUCCUCCUCCUUCGUCAUCGUCUUCUUCCCCUUCCUCAUUUCUGCUUCCUCCUCGGAUUACUCGAAGCUGGUCUUCAAAGGCUGCUCCAACCAGAAGCUCCAGGACCCCACCGGCGCCUUCUCCCAAUCCCUCAAAACCCUCUUCUCCACCCUCCAAUCUCAAUCCUCCGCCUCCAAGUUCAACAAGACCACCGCCGACAGCGGCGGCCAGGCCGCCGUCGUCGGCCUCUUCCAGUGCCGCGGCGACCUCUCCGGUUCCGACUGCAACAAAUGCGUUGCCAAACUCCCUGCCAUGGCCCAGAAGCUCUGCGGGCCGACAAUCGCCGCCAGGGUCCAGGUCGGCGGGUGCUACAUGAGGUACGAGGUGGCGGGGUUCAAGGAGUCGGCGGCGGAGGAGCUGCUGUACAAGGUUUGCGGGUCGCGGAAGGCGAGCGGCUCCGGGUUCGGGGACAGGCUGGAGACGGCGCUGGGAGAGAUUGAGAAGGGGGUGGGGAGUGGGAAUACUGGGUUCUACACUGGAAGCUAUGAAUCCGUGUAUGUGUUGGGUCAGUGUGAAGGCGAUCUGGGAACUGGGGAUUGCGUGGAAUGCGUGAAAAGCGCAGUGGAAAGAGCCAAAAGCGAGUGUGGAAAUUCAAUCUCCGGGCAAGUUUAUCUCUACCUCUGCUACAUCAGCUACUCUUACUACCCAAAUGGGGUGCCACUCCCUGGCAGCAGCAAUUCGCUCUCAGGAAGAACUGGCCGGAAUGCACAGAAGACGGUGGCGAUUGUGGUGGGAGGGGUGGCGGGUUUCGGGAUCUUAAUUGCGUUUCUGCUUGUUCUGAAGUCGGCGUUCAAGAAGAAAGAAGUCAAGUUUUACGCGGGAUGAACAUAGGCUGCUUUUGAUGGUGGCGCUGCAACUGGAAGAGGCAAGUUUUGCUUUGGGCAUGGCGCGCGGUCGGAUAUUUCUUUGCCUCCAAGUAUUCUAUGUUUCUUUUCUUUUAUCUUUUUCAUUGUUUUUUGGGUGUAAAUGGGCAGAGAUUAUAUUGGUAGGUUCAUCAGAUUAUGAUAAGAAUACCGUGUUCUGCUUUACAUAAAAUACUAAUGGUGAUGAUUUGAGUGUGGCUAUUUUACUGGGAAACUCAAAAGGAAAGGGGAAGGAAAGUACAAUGAAAGAGCUUGAUGAUUGACCCCCCAAGGCAAUAGUGAAUAACCAUGUGUCAUGAAAAAGUUGAGGGGGGAAAAAAAGCUGUGUUAUAUUACACGCAUUCAGAAAAAGAAAAGCUAAUUGAAAGGAACUUGUGAUAAAAAAAAAAAAAAAAAAAAGAAAAGAAGAGAAAAUGGCCGCUUCCAAGCAAAUACAUCAGCUUCAAGUGAGUCUAAAGUUACUCAUUUGGUCUUGUUUCGAACAGUAGCAAUAACAAUUACAAGCUCUUUCGAGUCAACUUUUGAUUCUUUAU